AUGGCUUCUAUUAUUAAUCUCGUUCGCCGUCUUUCUGGUACUAAUAUAAAUAGCAAUGAUGCUGUAGACUCUCGUUCUGGGUAUUCAAAUGAAGACAAACAAAAAGGCACUGCUAUGGAUCUUGUAAAACGUGAAAAGCUUGGACUGAAUGGCCUUUUACCAGCUCGUAUAGAGACCAUUGAAAUUCAAAAAGCUCGUGCUAUACGUGUGCUUCGUUCAAAAACUAACAUGCUAGAAAAGUAUAUUUUUAUGGCUCAACUACGUACGAGUAAUGUGCGAUUAUUUUACAAGAUUGUGAUGGAUGAAUUAGAGGAACUGGCUCCUGUGAUCUAUACUCCCACUGUUGGUACAGCUUGUCUCGAAUAUUCUACCAUCUAUCCAUUCUUAGCUGCACCUGGUGUGUCGGAUGGUUUAUUCUUGACCAAGGCUCCAGUAUCUGAGUUAUGUCAAACGAUUCGAAAUUACUGUCCUACUCCAGAUUUUCAUCCUGAGAUCUGUGUCAUUUCAGAUGGCUCUCGUAUUUUGGGCCUUGGCGACCUUGGUACCAAUGGUAUGGGCAUUCCUAUUGGUAAACUUCAACUGUAUGUUGCAGGUGCUGGAAUUGAUCCCCGUCGUACACUCCCUAUCAUUCUCGACCUUGGUACAAACAACGAAAAGCUUCUCAAUGACGAGCUCUAUAUUGGUCUUCGACAAAAGAGACCUAACGAUGAUGAAUUUUACGCUACGGUCGACUGUGUUUUGACUGCCUUACACACUGUUUAUCCUAAACUGUUGAUUCAGUUCGAAGACUGGUCUUCUGAGCAUGCUUUCGGUCUACUAGAGAAAUAUCAAGACAAGAUCUUGUGUUUCAAUGAUGACAUUCAAGGCACAGGAGCAGUCAUUUUGUCAGGCGUGAUUAAUGCAAUUCGUAAAGUGCAGAAAGAAGACCACGUAGAUCCUCGACAUCAUCGUAUUGUGUUUUAUGGUGCUGGUUCAGCUGCCAUUGGUGUUGCACGUCAAAUACAGACCUACUUUCAGAUUGAACAUAACAUGCCUGAAGAAGAAGCCAAAAAGUUGUUUUGGAUUGUUGAUUCUAAGGGUCUGAUUACAAACACACGCGGUGAUAAGCUUGCUCGACAUAAAGUAUAUUAUGCUAGAGAUGAUACCGAUGAACAGCAGUUUAAAGAAUUACUUGAUAUUUUAGACUAUGUUAAACCUACAAUGCUCAUUGGUCUUUCAUCUAUUUCUAGUGCAUUUAAUUCAAAUGUAUUAUCGCGCAUGGCUAAACUGAAUCAACAGCCCAUCAUUUUCCCUCUUUCCAAUCCUGCUACACAAGCAGAAUGUACAUUUGAGCAAGCUAUGGAAUGCACAAAUGGCAAGGUUAUCUUUGCUUCUGGAACAGCUUUUCCCGCAUAUACCAUUCAAUCAACAGGCGAGAUUAGGUAUCCAGGACAAGGUAAUAAUAUGUACAUCUUUCCUGGUCUGGGCCUUGGUGCUGUAUUGGCCCAUCCAAAGCAUAUCACGGAUCGCAUGAUUUAUGAAGCUUCUAGAGCACUAGCAGAUUCCCUUACUAAUGAAGAAAUCAACAAAGGCUGGUUAUACCCAUCACUCAAACGUAUUCGUACUGUUUCUUCCGUUGUUGCUACGGCUGUAUGUCAAGAAGCACUAAAUGAAGGCUUGGCUACUUCGGAAAGCAUCAAGAAAUGUAAAACAUAUCAAGAUAUAUUAAACUAUGUAACUCGCCACAUGUGGUCUCCUACAAAAGAAGCCUAUGGGACAGAACCUGGCAAGUUAUAG
Molecule: messenger RNA, 1776 nt
Organism: Gilbertella persicaria
Lineage: Eukaryota; Fungi; Mucoromycota; Mucoromycetes; Mucorales; Choanephoraceae
Product: malic enzyme
Exons: 5
Coding region: 1-1776 (591 amino acids)
Biological process (GO): malate metabolic process; pyruvate metabolic process
Cellular component (GO): mitochondrion
Molecular function (GO): NAD binding; malate dehydrogenase (decarboxylating) (NAD+) activity
Source: RefSeq, a predicted model, not a curated record